Solanum pennellii is the source of this 1843-nucleotide messenger RNA. Its product is annotated as F-actin-capping protein subunit alpha-like. Gene Ontology annotation, biological process: barbed-end actin filament capping; actin cytoskeleton organization. The transcript has 11 exons. The record is from RefSeq and is a predicted model, not a curated record. Gene Ontology annotation, cellular component: F-actin capping protein complex; actin cortical patch. Bases 483 to 1457 code for a protein of 324 amino acids. NCBI's taxonomy places the organism in Eukaryota, Viridiplantae, Streptophyta, Magnoliopsida, Solanales, Solanaceae. Gene Ontology annotation, molecular function: actin filament binding.
UGAUCAAACUGUUACCAAAAACAAAAAACGAUUAUUUGACACAUUAACCUUAAUUUUCUCUUCUUUCUCUGCGAUCUUUUAUCUUCCUCUUUGUUAUUCUGAAAAACUCUUACUUUCCAUGGAAAAAAGUAGAUUCAUUCUUCUGCCCAAUUUCGGAGACGGAAAUUCCUCAUAGAUUUGCUCCUACGAACAAAAAGAUGCAACGUGUGUUGAAAUUUCUGAAGUUGUCUGCUCCGGAUGCUUCUUUGGUUUGCAAUGUCUGUUGAAAUUUGUGAAGUUGGCUUCUUCAAAUACUUCUUUGGUUUCUUAUUUUUUACACUCUAAUUGGCUGGCACAUGUCCGUGCCUCGCACGGGCACACUACAUCUAGUAACAAAAGAGAGGGGAAAGCGACUCUGGUGGGGUUGAUGGUAUCUUCUUCGAAUUUGAAUUGAAUUGAAUUCAAUGGAGAAGAAUAUCUGUUAAUAAGAUUGCAAAAAAUAAAUGAUAAAAAUGUUAGAAGAAGACAAAGAUUUCCUGGAAUCAGAAACACAACUUACCGAUGACCAGAAAAUUGAGAUUGCCAAAUGGUUCCUUCUUAAUGCCCCAGCCGGUGAAAUUCAGUACGUCGCCAAAGACGUUAGAGCUAUUUUAAAGGACGAAAAUAUAUAUAAGAAAGCGGCUGAGGAGUCAUUUCCUUCGUACAACAAAUCUCACUUGAUUUGUCUCGAAUUCCCAAACAGAAGUGGCGAUGUACUGAUUACAUCAUUUAGUGAGGUUGAUAAGGAUGAGUAUCUUGAUCCCCGGACUGCCCAGGUUGCCAGAGUUGACCAUGUCAAGCAAGUUUGUAAAGACGUUAGGCCAGCAAGAGAUGAAGAACUUCCAUCUGCUUUCGUGGAAGAGUAUAGGUCUGCCAUGGAUGCUGAAAUUAUGAAGUAUGUGAGUGAAACAUAUCCAAAGGGCAUCUGUUCAGUUUACUGUACGAAGGGAAAGGAUGUGGAAGAGCCAGGAUUUGACUUUGAACUUGUUGUUGUGAUUUCAGCUGCUAGACAUAGUCCUCAGAAUUUCUGCAAUGGAAGCUGGCGCUCAAUAUGGAAUAUUGAAUUUAAGGACGAUAUUCAAUCUGUAGAAGUGAGAGGCGAGAUGCAGGUUGGCGCCCAUUACUUUGAAGAGGGAAAUGUACAGCUAGAUGCAAAACACAAAUGUAAGGAUACAACGCUAAUUCAGUCCCCAGAUGAUUCUGCAAUUUCCUUGGUCAACACUAUUCGCCACCAUGAGACUGAGUAUCUGGCUUCUCUUCAGGUUUUUACGUUGUUCCUGCAUCACAUUCAACCCCUCUUUCUAUCAUGUCACCUAACACUUCCCCCUUCCCUUCCCCUCUCUUCCACCACUUCUCUGUCAAGUCUCUGUUGCCAGUAUUUUCGUUCAAAGUUACUGAUCGACUUUUUACUGGCAGACAUCUUACUUGAAAUUGCCUGAUACCACUUUCAAGGACUUGCGGAGGAAGCUUCCCGUUACUCGUACAUUGUUCCCAUGGCACAACACUGCACAAUUUAGCCUUACAAGAGACAUUGAAAAAGAACUUGGAAUUGGAAAAUAGAAACAUUGCAUGUCUUUUUAUACAAGUUGAAUAUGUACAAAGUACACACCAUUCUUGAUAUGACAAGCGAGUUUACUCGAGAUUGCCGUCUCCGGCUAUUUGUUGCCUUCUUUCUAUUGUAUUCCUUUGAGAGAGGAAUUUUCAUGCUAAUUUGUGAACUGUCCCUUAGUUGUCAGUUUGCCAGUUGGGCUGAGAGAGUUGUGUAUGCUGUGAAGAGUUGUAAAGUACUGAUUUGGAAGUCGUUCUUCAUGUUUUUUAACCUUGA